UGCGGGGAGGAGGCGGCCCCGCGGCGGCCGUGCCUGAGGCCGGCUGAGGCGGCGGCGGCGGCCAUGGCGUACAGCGGGCUGGCCGUGCCCAUCGCGGCCGUCACCGCCUUCUGGGGGGUGGUCGGCGCCCUCCUGCCCUGGCUCGUCCCCAAGGGGCCCAACCGCGGUGUUAUCAACACGAUGCUGGUGACCUGUGCUGUUUGCUGCUACCUGUUUUGGCUGAUUGCGAUUCUGGCUCAACUCAACCCUCUCUUUGGGCCGCAGUUAAGCAAUGAAACAAUCUGGUACCUCAAAUAUCACUGGCCUUAAGGACGGCUGCCCACUGCUGCAAUUUAUUGACCAGGUAAAGAAGAGAUUUCCUGCAGAUGAAAAAACUCCACAGAUCCAAAGAUGCCCUUAACGUAGCUGGUUGGAUACCAAGCCUGCAUUAAUGCCUUAAUACUUGUAUUGUGCUUUAAAUGGCUUGUUAAAAGCCCUCUAUUUUUUUCCUACUAUACUGUUUAAGAGUGUGCCUAAUACAAUUUCUAACUCCUCUUCAGUACUGUACAUUUUUAUCUGUUACCUUCAGGUGUGAUUAAAAUUUCUGAUGUUUCUUACAGAGACAUAGCUUCCCUGUUCACUUUACUCUGUAGGAACACUAGCUAGAGGUUUGUCGUCUGUGCUGUUCGCCUCUGUUCUGUUUGACUGCACUUGGAAAAAAGUGUGCAAUGAAACUGAGGAGAAGAGAAAUAAUGCUGCCACAUGUUGAUUGCCUUUUUUUCUUUUAAGUGAGUUAUGUUUUGGGGAAAUUGAGCCUUAAAUUUCUCGUACUUGGAAAUAAAACUAAUCCUUUGCUUUAUACAAAA
Anas platyrhynchos (mallard) is the source of this 845-nucleotide messenger RNA. It is a transcript of the gene ATP6V0E1, whose product is annotated as ATPase H+ transporting V0 subunit e1. The record is from RefSeq and is a predicted model, not a curated record. Lineage: Eukaryota; Metazoa; Chordata; Aves; Anseriformes; Anatidae. Gene Ontology annotation, biological process: proton transmembrane transport. Gene Ontology annotation, molecular function: proton-transporting ATPase activity, rotational mechanism. Gene Ontology annotation, cellular component: proton-transporting V-type ATPase, V0 domain.